Messenger RNA from Acanthosepion pharaonis, 633 nucleotides. The record is from the annotation of a GenBank genome assembly. Lineage: Eukaryota; Metazoa; Mollusca; Cephalopoda; Sepiida; Sepiidae.
AUGAUUUCGGAUUUGUUAUCCUCACUCAUCCUUCUAGUUAUUAUUUCAAAAUGUCCCCUAUUCUUCUUUUUACGAAAAAUUCUCUCGCCUCCCUCUCGAUUUCUUCUCUAUCACCCCUCCCUCUCUCCUACUCUCUAUCACCCCCUCCCUCUCACUCUCUCUCACUCUUUCCCUAUUUCGUUUCUGAUUCUUUGUUUCCCUGCUUCUUUUCAAUUUUUAUCUCUAUCACCCCCCCUCUCCUCCCCUCUAUAUUUCUUCUCUAUCACCCCCUCCCUCUCUCCUCUCUUUCCCUAUUUCGUUUCUGAUUCUUUAUAUGUUUCCUUCUUCUUUUCAAUUUUUAUCUCUAUCACCCCCUCCCUCUCUCCUCCCUCUCUAUUUCUUCUCUAUCACCCCUCCCUCUCUCCUCUCUCUCACUCUUUCCCUAUUUCGUUUCUGAUUCUUUAUAUGUUUCCUUCUUCUUUUCAAUUUUUAUCUCUAUCACCCUCUUUCUUAUCGCCAUUCCUUCUCUCUCCAUCUUCCUCGCUCAGUCUUCCUCUUUUUAGCUUUUCCUUCUCAUUUCUUUCUCUCUUCCUCUUAAUUUUUGGAUUAUCGAUACAAGCGAGGAAAAAAUUCCUUCUUCCGAUUCUUUUGUAA